Cyclopterus lumpus (lumpfish) is the source of this 4584-nucleotide messenger RNA. It is a transcript of the gene slc7a8a, whose product is annotated as solute carrier family 7 member 8a. The record is from RefSeq and is a predicted model, not a curated record. Gene Ontology annotation, cellular component: membrane. The transcript is spliced from 11 exons. NCBI's taxonomy places the organism in Eukaryota, Metazoa, Chordata, Actinopteri, Perciformes, Cyclopteridae. Gene Ontology annotation, biological process: neutral amino acid transport; amino acid transmembrane transport. Bases 916 to 2484 code for a protein of 522 amino acids. Gene Ontology annotation, molecular function: neutral L-amino acid transmembrane transporter activity; L-amino acid transmembrane transporter activity.
AGUGUUGAGAGAAAGGGAGGCACGGCAGUGUCCUGAGAGCUCAACGUGUGUUUGUUUAUUCAUGCAUAAGCUGCCUUGUUUGGGGACGAAUGCCUGUGUGCACAGAGCAGUGAGUUUGGGGUGGAACAGCUGAUUGUUGUGAGGGAGAUGGGAGGUCCUGGAGAGGAGGAGGAGGAAGGAGGAAGGAGGAAGGAGGAAAAGCCAAGCCCGGCGUUGGAGGAGGCGAGAAGGAGGCGGCGCUACUGUAUUAAUAUGAAGGAGAGCAUGUAUAUUAACUCAGAUACAAGCUCGCCUGUUCAAACUGAACACAGGUCGGGUCUUCUGGAGCGGCUUCUGCGUGGUUGUGCGCAGAAGGGAUGCGUUUGGCUCUCUAGCUCACACCUGGAACGAGGAAGCAGUGAGAGCUUUUUGUUCUUCUUUCUUUUUUUUUAACGAUCAGAAACAAACAAGUUAUUUCCUCGUGUGACUUCAAGGGAGUGGCUUUGGAAUAUGCGCUUUCGCUAACCGGACUUGAUGUGUGUUUAGACCCGCACCGGUUGCGCCACCUGUGACCGAUGCAGUCAGUGAAUUGCUCUGUGGCCGAAGGACACUGAUAUUUGGCACAACAUUUCCCAACGGCCUGCACUUAUUUAUUUAUUUAUUCAUUUGUGCAUGUGUUUUUCUUUUUUGUGCGUACAUAUUUUUGCUUGAUUCCCUCAAAACCCCAACACUCAUUAUCACAGGUUGCUGACAGCGCAACAACUUUCCGCAUCAGAUAAGUGCGGCACGUGUCCGUGUUCGUGCGCGCACACAGAAGACUCGGGGCAGCUUGAGGCGCCGUGUGUGUGUGUGUGCGUGUGUGUGAACGAAGAUUCAACACACACAAACAUCCCCCCACCCCCCCAAAAAAAAACCAAACAAAGUCCAGCCACCAACAUGACGGACGGCGCGAGGCAGCGCAGCGGCACGUCGGGCUCCGCCAAGGAUGCUGCCGGGGAGAAGGAGUCGGGAGGCGGAGUGGCGCUCAAGAAGGAGAUCGGGCUCGUGAGCGCCUGCGGUAUCAUUGUCGGUAACAUUAUCGGCUCGGGUAUCUUCGUCAGUCCCAAGGGAGUGAUGGAGAACGCCAGCUCCGUGGGCAUGGCCCUGAUCGUCUGGAUCGUCACGGGCGUCAUCACAGCCAUCGGCGCGCUGUGCUACGCCGAGCUGGGCGUCACCAUCCCCAAGUCGGGGGGAGACUACGCCUACGUCAAGGACAUCUUCGGAGGGCUCGCUGGGUUCCUGCGGCUGUGGAUCGCCGUGCUGGUGAUCUACCCGACCAACCAGGCCGUGAUCGCGCUGACGUUUUCAAACUACGUCCUGCAGCCUCUCUUCCCCACCUGCUUCCCCCCGGAGAACGGCCUGCGUCUGCUGGCCGCCGUCUGCCUCUUGCUGCUGACAUGGGUGAACUGCUCCAGUGUGAGGUGGGCCACCAGAGUGCAGGACGUAUUCACCGCCGGCAAGCUGCUGGCCCUCGCCCUCAUCAUCAUCAUGGGCCUCGUGCAGAUCUGCAAGGGAGAGUACUACUGGUUGGAGCCAGCCAAUGCCUUCGAGCCCUUCCAGGAGUAUGACGUGGGUUUGAUAGCCUUAGCCUUCCUACAGGGCUCCUUCGCCUACGGAGGGUGGAACUUCCUCAACUACGUCACAGAGGAGCUGGUGGACCCCUACGUGAACCUUCCUCGCGCCAUCUUCAUCUCCAUCCCUCUCGUGACCUUCGUGUACGUCUUUGCCAACAUCGCCUACGUCACGGCGAUGAGUCCCCAGGAGCUGCUCGCCUCAAACGCCGUUGCCGUGACGUUUGGGGAGAAGCUGCUGGGAGUCAUGUCGUGGAUCAUGCCCAUCUCUGUGGCUCUCUCCACCUUCGGGGGAGUCAACGGAUCCCUCUUCACCUCUUCGAGGUUGUUCUUUGCUGGAGCCAGAGAGGGACACCUGCCAAGUCUGCUGGCCAUGAUUCAUGUGAAACGCUGCACUCCCAUCCCCGCUCUGCUCUUCACCUGCCUGUCCACCCUGCUCAUGCUGUGCACCAGUGACAUGUACACCCUCAUCAACUAUGUGGGCUUCAUCAACUACCUCUUCUACGGAGUCACUGUCGCCGGGCAGAUUGUCCUGCGUAUCAGACAGCCCAACUUGCAUCGACCAAUCAGGAUCAGCCUAAUCUGGCCGGUCAUCUACCUCCUCUUCUGGGCCUUCUUGCUCAUCUUCUCCCUGUACUCCGAGCCCGUGGUGUGUGGCAUCGGCCUGGCCAUCAUGCUGACUGGCGUCCCCGUCUACUUCCUGGGAGUCUACUGGGACAACAAGCCACAGUGCUUUGACGCCUUCGUUGAUAAGAUGACAUACUUGGGCCAGAAGUUCUGCGUGGUGGUCUAUCCGGCCAUGGGCAACAGCGUAGGGAGCGGAGACGAAGGAGAGGAGAUGAAGGAGGAGACGUCUCCUCUGUCUAAGGAGGACGGAGACAACUCUGAUCUCUGAUCUCUGACUUCCACAAUGAACAGACACAUGCAGACGCACAAGUGGUGUGUGUGUGCGCACUCACACACACAAACAAACAAACAAACAAACAAACAAAUAUGCAAAACACACUCCACAGUUUGUCGUGUAUUUACACUUUGUCUUAUAUGGUUUUAUUUGGUUUUGUUAUCAAUCAAUAAUUUCUGUGCCAAAUGCAACGUUAUUUAGUCACGUGACCUCGAACCUUUCUGUCUGGGGUCUUUCAAAAAGUGCAAUAAACGGGUCGGCGCCUUCUCAACACGAGCCCAAACAGGCACAUCGACGACUCCUCAUCAUCAUCUUCCUCCUGCUUCUCUUCCUCCACACACUCCCUGCACACUCCUGGUGUAGUAGCGCUUUUUUCUUUUUUUUCUAUCAAAAGACUUACUCAACUGUGAUGGCUACGCAAACACCUUUUUCUUCGCUUCCUUUGUAAACGAUGUCGCUCGACAUACCAAAGCUGCAUUUUGAUGGUCAAAGCAGAAGAUCCGAUCAAGUCAUUUCAUGUUGGGAAGUACAUGAAGUACUGUGUUGUUUUGAAGGCGACUGGGACUCCGAAAUGUUUCUCUUUUUUUUUUUUGUAAUUACGAUAAUUGUUUGUAUCGUUUGAUAUAUUUUGUUUUACUUUUAAUAUUCUUUUUUUUUUUCUACUCCACAUCAUAUACAUCUGGGCCUAUUUUUUUUUCUACUCUUGUGGAGGUGUACACCUGAAAGCUGAAGUGUGAUCUGUACUUUGUUUUGGUAAAUGUUGCAUUGUUCUUGGGUGCCGACACAGCUCUGUUCUGACUGAUGUGGAGAAACGGUUAAUCUUCAUACUUCGGGAUAGUUUAAAGUUUUUAUGGAGGUAACAAAAAAAAUGUUCUUGUAUGAACACUACACUGAUAAUUAUCCUGUUAAAACUGCAAGUCCAGCAUGUUAACCAGAACGAUUAAAUAGGCAAGACAUGAUAGUGUUCACCGCCACAUCUGCAUUGUUAUUGUGCAAAUCCCUACACCGACACAUGUGAAUGCCUGCGCGAUUUUUAAUUGUUUUUUUAAAGAGGCAUCGAUUGUCUUGCAUGUUCGUUUAAAAAAAAAAAAUGUUUUAUAGCUUAUCAUCUAGCUAUAGUGUUUGAAUAAUAUGUUCUUUAUUUAGAUUGUAGAAAUUAGAGCUUUAAAUAAAUUUGAAAAAAUUCACUAGAAGAGAUUUUAGUGCGACACUAGAAUAAGCACCAGGAAAAACACAACACGCACCAAUGAAUGAACCCAUUCAGUGUGUGUCUGGUAAUGGUUAUAGUUAUGCAUCGAUACUUAUGUUGUGUAUUAUUGUAACAACACUCCUGCACACUUAAACACACACAUACUCUUGUGUCUUCAGUCUUGCUAUACUCCAUUGGUGUCUCAGGGCAUCCCCACUGCUCUCUGUUUACACACAGUACACUGCCUACAACCUCCGGAUCAGCAAAACUGAACAGAUAUCAGCGAAUGCCUGUUGGAAAUCCAGUCUGUUAGUGCUAAAUGUCUGCUGGCGCUUUUAGAUAUUUCUUUUUUUCUCGGGAGUCCCAGAAAAAGAGGAUGACAAGUGAAUCGUUCAUACUAUCAAGUAUCAUUAAAGUUGGGCCAGUAAUGUGCAGGUUCUGUUGAACUGUAAAGGGGAACAGGGUGUCUUUACAAGUACAAUGAUUGUGUUUUAUGGCUGUAUGUUUUUUUUGUGUAUUUACAGAUUAUACAACAGAUGUCUGUAUAUUGUCUCCUGGUAAAUAAAAACCACUGACUAAGGUUUACAUUUGUAAUUCAAGGCCUCAUUUAUACAUAUAGUAACAAUAAAAAAAAAAAACUGUCUUUAUUUUGAUUUCACUAUUCGAUCAUUCCAAAGGAAGUGAUUUUCAUUAUUUUUCUAAAUUUUCAACAUGCAACAUAAACUCAGUGAAUUUCUAAGCAAGACCCAUACUGUACAUAAAUGAGGCCUGAUCAUGUUUCCACCAAAUCAAAUGCUGCGACUUUAUGUGAUACCUUUAUCUGUGCAGUCUUAAACUCCUAAAGACGGUUUAACGGUGCUCAUUGUGCUCAAGGUUCCCUAACGAGCUGCAACUUCUUGCUGUAA